This is a messenger RNA of Paramecium sonneborni, 1143 nucleotides long. NCBI's taxonomy places the organism in Eukaryota, Ciliophora, Oligohymenophorea, Peniculida, Parameciidae. The record is from the annotation of a GenBank genome assembly.
UAUGGCAUAGACAAGUAAGAGAAAAUAAUCAAGAUCUUAUGAAGAUAGCGAAGUAGAAAUAAUAAUAUAAGUGAUAGUAUAGGGGGAAGUUAUUUAGGGAAGGUGGACAAAAGAUGAACAUUAAAGAUUUGUAGAAGCACUUAGUAUACAUGGUAAAAACUGGAAAAAGGUUGAAGAAUAUGUAAAUACUAGAAGUGGAGCAUAAAUUAGGUAUUAUAUUAUGAUUAUUAUAUUAAGAUCACAUGCAUAAAAGUUUUUUAAUAGAUUAGAAAAAGAAUUUAACAAAUAAUUUAAUGGUUUGAAAAGUUCAGAAAUUAAAUAGAUAUUUGAAAAUAAAAUGUUUCAUCACUAUUCAGAAAUUGAUUAGAUAUAAAAAAGAUAAAGAACUGGUUCUAUUAAUGGUAAUAUGAAUAUCCAUUAAAUUUUAUUGUAGAUAUCUCUGACGACGACAUUUAAGUAAAUCAAGAAUCUAUCUAAAUUGAAUCUAAUCAAUAAUCACUCUAAUAAUAGCAAUAAUAAAUUAAAAUACAAUUAAAACAAGGAAUUUUAGAUUUAAAUCUACCGGAUACUUGUUGUCAUUUAAAUACAAUUAAUUAAAUCUCUAAAUAUUAAUAAUAAUAAAAUAAAUUACAAAGAAAAAUAUAAGAAAUCGCUGAUCAAAAUUAUCCUGAUGAUUUAAUUAAAGAAAUUUGUGAAUUGUACAAAGAAAAAGAUUAAAUUAUUGCUAUUUAAUAAAUUCAAAAUGCUUAUUAAUCUAUUGCUGAAGUAAACUAAAUAGAAUCAACAUAAAUGUCUAAACAACUAGAAAUAUUAUAACCUUAAAAGAUUAAUAAUUAACAUAAUGAAGAAUCAAGACCUGGAACAGAUGAAUCCUUCUUUCAUUUUAUUAUGUAUCUCAUUCUUUCUAGAUAUAGGGCCAGAAAUUAAAAAUAUAUCAAUAAUAGGAAAUUAAGUCUCUCAGAUUUAAUUGAUGUACCUAUAAUUGAUGAGAAAUCACUUCAAUCAAUUGAGUAAAAAUAACCAUAAUAAUAAGAGAGUGAAGGAUAAAGAAGUAGAAAAUAAUCAUUUACCUUUUAUAACGAUUAAGUGGAAGAUAAUGAACUUAGAUAUUAAAUACUUAAAAAAACAAAAAAAGAAUUAUGA